CAAAAUAUAAAUUUGUUGUUUUUGCCUUUUUUCUUUUCUCUCACGUUUAUUUUCCCACACCAUGCACACACCAUAACACCAAGAUUCGCAAAGACUCGAAAAGAUGAUCAUAAGUCACAACUUGAAAUUCAAUUUCAUUUGUGGCGUGGAACGGAAAGCAUCGUCAAAUCGUAUCGCUCUCGAAAAAAUAAAAAAAUUCCGUGCAUUCAUUUUCCGUAAAAAGAAAGAAGUGUCGUAAUAUAGAAGUCAAGUCGCUGAUUGUGUAUAUUUUUCUCAUUUCGAGACGUAAACAAUCGACGGAAGGUAGUGAAGUUACUGGCAAGUGGUAUUGUUGCCGACAAAAAGGUGAAAAAUAAACAUUUGUUAAAAAAAAGGAAAGAAAAGAGAUCAAAAUCAGCACAAAAGACAAAUAGAUUUUGCACAUACUGAUCAGUGUGGUUCCCCAUUGUGACAAUACUAUUCGCAGUCUGUGAUUAUUCACAUCUGAUAAGAAAGAAAUUUGAAUUUAACAACAAAGCGCAUCAUGAAGCGACUAAUCUUUACGGUUCUUAUAAUUUUAUUGGUUGAUGGAAUAUCAGCAGUAGCUAAGCAGGAGAAAAUCAUAAAGAAACCAUUAAAUUUGAAGCCAACGAAGACACCACAAAAGACAGUUUUAGAGGAAUUUCGUGAGCAUUUAACUUCAGAAGAUGCUGAGUUUAUUAAGCAAAUUGACACUCAAUUCAAGAAGCAUGGCGAUAAAUUAUCAAUUAAGCUUGAACGAGAAAAUGGAACGAAGCCUUUUAAUAAGAAUGCAAAACGUACCAUUGAUGACUCUUUGGGAUACUCAUAUCAACAGAACAUGCAUGAUAAUGGCUAUUAUUUUUCACGGCCAAUUUAUAUGCAUAAAUUCACUUCAAAUGAUGUAGCAGGCGAAAAAGGUUACCAUGAAAAAGCAACAGAUAUUGAGAUCCAACAGUCCCACAGCUAUGAAAUUAAGAGUGAAAAUUAUCAAUAUCAGCCUGCUGAAAAUCAGCAUAAUUACAAUCAGCAACAACAACAACAACAAGUAUAUGAAGAUCCAGUCCCUGUAAUUGUCUUACGUGUCCCAGGGCCAGCAAAAUAUGCUUUACAUUUACAAGCACUUUUACAGCAAUAUUUAGAAUUGAGAGCUGCACAAUUUCUCAAGGUUUUAGAAGAACAAGAGCGUCAUGGACAACUGUCUCGUCCACAGCAAUACUCAUCUCAAGAUCAAGUUGCAUAUAUUCCAAUGGUUGCAAUCACUCCAAUGUAUCAAAAUAAUGCUUAUCGUUAUCAACAGCAACAGCAAGCUCAACAACAGCACUCACAUCAUCAUCAUAACCAAAAUUCACAGCACUCGCAGCAUGGAUAUCGUCAACAAUAUUAUCAACAGCCAAUGCGUCAUGAAAAUACUUAUCGAGUAGCAGUUCCAGCAGGAGAACAAAGCUAUUACAGACAACAACAAGUUCAGCAUCAUCAGCCACAACAUUAUCAAAAUUAUCAAUCAAAUGUUUAUCAUAAUGUUCAGCCACAGAUUUCACAACAUUCUCAGCCACAAAUUUCUCAGCAUUCUCAGUCACAAAUUUCUCAACAUUCUCAAUCUCAACAUUCUCAACCACAAAAUCAUCAUGCUACAAGCUUUAUUACUUAUGUCACACCAGCUUAUGUAACUCCAGCACCACAAGUACAUCAUGAGGAAGAACAUCCACAAGUCCAACAUCAUAGCCAACAUUUGGAAACUUCUGAGAAUUAUCCUAGUGAUAAGCAUACACAUGUAAUUUUCAAGAAGAAGAAGAAUCGUGUCCAAAAUCAUCCACAACCAAGUAUCACAUAUCAUACUCCAGCACCAAUUGUUGUUCCUGAAAUUCCAGCACAUUAUAAUCAUCAGCAAGAAAAUCAACAAGAAGUGGAAGUCGAAUAUCAUCAUCAUCACGAGCACCAAGAACAUUCAGUUACACACGAACCAAUUUAUGAACAUGAUGAUGAUCAUUCAGCACAACCACAUGUCAUUACAAUAACUGAGAGAACUAAGGCACCAUUUAAUUAUCAUGUUGCCGGUCCAACAUUAGCACCAACACAUGGAGAACUUCGUGAACGUCACAUUCCAAAAAGAAUGGCACCAUUCACAAAAGAGCAAUUCGAAAAGGCCAAAAGAAUUAUGGAUAAGUCAAAGAGAAGUCGUGGAUCAACAAAAUUGGAGAGGGUUUUAGAACAUCCAGAGAUAAAAGCAUCAUCAUAAGUUCAUACGAAAAAUUAUUCAUUAUUACGCCAUAUUUAUGUGAGAUUGUUUUUGUUUAUUAUUUUAGUGUUGUUGAUGAAAAUCUUAUGCUUCUUAGUUCUUUAUGUGCAAUAAAAUAGUUUAAAUGUCACCCUCAUCUCCUAAAUUCCUUCACACUACUGCUAUUAUCCUACAGAAUGAGAUUAGAUCCAACUAAGAACCUUACACGAUAAAUAGUUUUUUUUUGUAAAUUAGAAUUUUAAAUUAUGUUUUCAACGAAUUUACGAAUUAAAUUUUCUUAGACUUAUGAUGUGACGAAAAAAUGUGUAAUUAUCUAAUUUAAUGGCUCGAAUAAAAAUUUUAUUAUCAAAUAUUGAAUAUUGAAAUUUUCUUUGUCUUUCAGUGCACUUCAUCUGAUAAAGUAAAUUUUUAAUUACCUUAAUUUUAUAAUGUAAUAAUUUGAAUUUGAAAAAAACACGACUUACGUAGAAAGUCAAUAGCUUUCGCACUCGACUUAAUUUAAAUUACACUUAUAGUAAAGAUAACAAAAGGAAAAAUUAGACAUAUGUUUCAAGAUUAAGAGAUUUGUGGGUUAGUUGAGUCAUUC
Molecule: messenger RNA, 2822 nt
Organism: Chironomus riparius
Lineage: Eukaryota; Metazoa; Arthropoda; Insecta; Diptera; Chironomidae
Source: the annotation of a GenBank genome assembly